AGGCGCCGGUUGUUUUGUAUCUUGGACAGCCCCUGAAAGAGACAAGGUUUUGCGUCUUGGUCAUCCGCAGUGUAUGUCCACCAAGGAUUCAGAGGAGGCUGAAGCAAAUGCCAAGGAAUAGAGAGGUAUAUAAAGCAGCUCGAUUGGCCAAUUGCAUCAGUAUCGAGCCAACAUGAGUUUCGUCGACCCAGACGCAAAGACGGUUGAGGAUGUCAUCAACAAUUUCUACCACUACGUUCCAUCGCGCGUGGCUGGCCUAGCAUUUCUGGCAUUGUUUGCCAUCACUUGCUUGUGUCAUGUCUUUUACCUGUUCCGCUUGCGAGCAACGUACUUCAUCCCAAUGAUACUUGGUUGCAUCUUGGAAGCGGCUGACUAUUACGGUCGGAGCUGGUCCCAUGAGAACAAGACCAAAGUUGAACCAUUCAUCAUGCAACUUCUCCUGUUGCUUGUGGCACCUCCAGUCAUGGCUGCAUCGAUUUACAUGUCGCUCGGGCGCAUCAUGACGGCAAUGGAUGUCAAAAAGCAAGCGCUGGUGGCACCACGAAGGCUGACGACGAUUUUCGUGCUCAAUGAUGUGUUUUGCUUCCUCCUCCAGCUCGGUGGAGCUGGCGUACAAGUCUCCACGGGAGCGAAUCUGCGCGAGAUUGGGCGAAAGGUGAUUAUCGCGGGCUUGGCAUUGCAACUCGUCAUUUUCAGCUUCUACAUUCUCAUCAUCUGGACCCUGUUCAGACGGCUGAAGAAGUCACCCACCGAGAACUCUGAUACGCUGCAUUGGCGAAGUCAAUUGUGGGCGCAGCUCAUUGCAAGUUUCUGCAUCAUGGUCCGCAGUAUCUUCCGACUAGCAGAGUUUGUUGAUCUUAAUGGGCCUGCUGGCAAAACUGAAGCAUUGAUUUACGUCUUCGAUGCAAGUCUCAUGUGGGUCGCUGGGUCCAUCUUCAUCUUGAUCCAUCCAGGCCGAUUGAUUCGACAGGCGCAGACACUAGAUAAAGAGACGGCCAGAUAA
Molecule: messenger RNA, 1003 nt
Organism: Protomyces lactucae-debilis
Lineage: Eukaryota; Fungi; Ascomycota; Taphrinomycetes; Taphrinales; Protomycetaceae
Product: RTA1 like protein-domain-containing protein
Exons: 2
Coding region: 173-1003 (276 amino acids)
Cellular component (GO): membrane
Source: RefSeq, a predicted model, not a curated record